AUGUUGAUGAAGUAUGACAAUCAGAUUUCUCAAGAAAAAAAAGCAAAAUACUUUCAGUUCUUAAUCCAGGUCUUUACUUCUAAAGUGGAGGAGUCCAGGAGUUUCUUGCUGCAAUUCAACAUGUCCUCAUUAUCAGAAAAAUUCUUUCUUGUGACAAGGAUGAUUUCCGGGAAAACAACUUCCCAACUCUUCUGUGGCAGCCUUGUUGAUUUUUAUGUCAAAGAAGGUCCUCCCUCCAUCUCAAUGUAUAACAAGGGUCUUUUGCUGCUGGAACCACUCAACAACCCAUUAGUUCAAACAAAACAACAGCUUGAAUUACUUCUUCUGUUUCCGUUAGAUUCCAAUCCAAUUCAAAAGGCAACUUCAGCCACCAAAAGAGCCCAAGAUGGCAAUCAUUCUAAAGUAUGCUCUUGGUUCAAAAGGCAUUCUUCAUGUGAAAAUAUCCCAAGGGAAAUAAUCAAACAAAAUGGAAGAUUCCAGAAACAUGGAGAUGGUGGCUCUUUGUUUGAUGAGAGACAUCUUGGAAAAGAGAAGCAUGAAAACUUGUGUCUAUGUGGUUAUUAUUCUGAUCGUAAAAGAUUUUUGGAAGACUUGGUGUGUGAAAUUGUAUCCGAAGAUGUGUGUCAACUCUUUUGAAUAGCAAGUCUAUGCUAGAGUGAUACAAAACAUUUGCUCCAGGAGAUUAUAAGAUUAUAAGUACAACAAUAAUAUUGUUGGAAAGAAAUUGAAAUAUGAUGCAUGUGUAGUCUCCUUCAAAAAGUAGAUUUGAUUGUCAAUUGAACGGUAUUUAGGUCCAAAUUGUUCAAAGAAAGAAUUUAUAGUCAAGAAAGAAAAAUGAUGCAUGAAACAAUGUUUAUAGUUGUUCAAUGUCUUGGAAAGAUGCUUGCUACUAUUAUGUGACAUGACAUCUCCUUUGUUAUGGA
Messenger RNA from Lactuca saligna, 923 nucleotides. The record is from the annotation of a GenBank genome assembly. Lineage: Eukaryota; Viridiplantae; Streptophyta; Magnoliopsida; Asterales; Asteraceae.